AUGAAUAAAGUUGCUCAAUUGUCUCGGGGGAAUAAUAUGUGCCCCAUUUGUAAUUCUGAACCUGAGACAAUGUUGCGUGCUUUGAGGGACUGUUUGGAGACGAAACAGUUUUGGAUAAGUCCCUGUGGCCAAUGGAGAAAUGAGAAGAUGCAUGGCACUGGUAUCCCUCCUUUUAGGUCGAGAGAGGUUCUAAUUCAGAAGCUUGUUCAUGAUGUUGAGAUGGCUGUGGGGAGAGGAAAUGAGCAUUUAGUUGUUAACACAGAUGGUGCUGCUCGUGGAGCUCCUAGCAUAGCUGCUUGUGAUGAAGUUAUGAGAGAUUCUCAAGGGAGAUGGCUGGGUGGAUUUGCUUAUAGACUUUGGAUUUGUAAUUCUUUUAGAGCAGAGUUGUGGGGUGUGCUUCGCGGGCUGGAAUUAGUUUGGAAUUCUGGUCACCGUAAUGUUAUAAUUUGA
This is a messenger RNA of Gastrolobium bilobum, 450 nucleotides long. RefSeq lists its product as uncharacterized. The coding region runs from base 1 to 450 and encodes 149 amino acids. Gene Ontology annotation, molecular function: nucleic acid binding; RNA-DNA hybrid ribonuclease activity. The transcript is spliced from 3 exons. The record is from RefSeq and is a predicted model, not a curated record. NCBI's taxonomy places the organism in Eukaryota, Viridiplantae, Streptophyta, Magnoliopsida, Fabales, Fabaceae.